AUGCUUCGACUCAUCAUGGAGUCCGCCAAGAUUGACCCCCCCCAAAGUCCCGUGCCCUGUCUUUGCGUGACGAUCUAUUUCAGAGAUAUCAAGAAGAGAACCCAUGUGGUGAAAGGAAACAACCCCACAUGGAAUGAGACCCUAAUCUGGCACCUCUGGACCGGUCCCCUAGAAAAUGACUCCUUCUUUCAAAUUAUCCUUCGGGACAAGGGCUCAACAAAGAAAGAAAGGUUCAUUGGCAUAGCCACAGUGCUGCUCAAGCCCUUGGUGGAACAACCGAAUGAGGUCCUUUAUGUGAAGGACUUACCCCUGCUCAACCAUUCUAUGGCGCCUACAGAUUGCACUGUCACUCUACAGGUAGCUCUUGUGACCACCCCUGCUAUUAAGACAGAGGAUGAAGACCUACUUGGCACAACGGCUAGAGAAGUGGAAAAGCAAAGACUGAUGGUUCCCAGUUGCACCACACCAAGGGCUCUGAGCUCCAAGCCUCAGGACUUUCAGGUUCGAGUGAAGGUGUUUGAAGCCCGCCAGCUCAUGGGCAACAACAUCCGGCCACUGGUGAAGGUGACCAUUGGAAGCCAGGUUCACCACACAAGGAUCAAGAUAGGAAACAACCCUUUCUUCAAUGAGACUUUCUUCCAGAAUUUUCAUGAACUCCCUGCAAAGUUCUUCGAACAGACCAUCUUAAUUCAGACAGAUAUUGGGUUUAUCUACCAUUCUCCAGGUCACACACUCCUAAGGGAGUGGUUAGGCCUCUACCAGCCAGAGAAUCCCACGAGUGGCGUGAGGGGCUACCUGAAAAUCACCAUCUGUGCCCUUGGCGUGGGAGACCAUGCUGUGUUAGAUCUAAUGCUGCCUUAUGGGACUUAUGACACCAGUCUGAAGCUCUUCAAGUCUGCGGCUGCUCCAGUCAACAUGGCUCAAUUACAGUUCUUCAUCUACUGUGCAGAAGACCUUCAUUUUGAGAAAAACCAGCCAGGGAAUCCUAUGUUGGAGGUGGAAUUAAGUGGGAAGAAGCUCAAGACAGACGUGCAGAACCAAACCGAGAACCCAAUCUGGAACCAGAUCCUGACCUUCCCCAUACAGCUGCCCUGCCUCUCCAGCUACAUCAAGUUGAGAGUCUUGGACUGGACCCAGAAGGAUUGCCAGGAAGAGAUUGGGACUGCCAGCCUGUCCCUCAACCAGAUCUCGUCCACUGGUGCAGAGAUGGAAGGCAAGCAGAAUCCCCAGCCCCUGUCCCAUGUUCCAGGAGUGUACUCUGGCUUCUUACCCUGCUUCGGCCCCAGUUUCCUGACUCUCCAUGGGGGUAAAAAGGCCCCUUUCAGGAUCCAGGAAGAAGGCACUUUGGGUCUUGACUCUGUUAACGAUGGUUUAGCUUACCGAGGCCGAGUCUUCCUGGAGCUAAUCACCCACAUAAAAUCCCAUCAAGACUUUAAGAUAAAGGAUCUCUCACAUGAAGUGACCAGGAUAGAGAAACAACAGAGCCGUGAAAAGUAUGGGCUGAGUGUCAUCUUCCUCUCCUGUACUAUGAUGCCCAACUUUAAGGACCUGAUCCAAUUCGAAGUCAGCAUUGGCCCCUAUGGAAACAAGAUGAACCUGAAUUACAAGCCUCUAGUCUCAACUACACAGUACAGCCCAGUGAUAUAUGAUGGGAACAUCUACCAUUAUGUGCCCUGGUACAAUACCAAACCUGUGGUGGCUGUGACCUCAUACUGGGAAGACGUCAGUUUCCGCAUGAACUGCCUCAACCUCCUCCAUGUCACUGGAAACCGCCUGAAAGCCAAUCUGGACACCCUGAAGUCCAUGCGGAAUCCCAAGGACCCAGCCCUGCUCCUCCAGUGGGAGAAACUGCGGAAGGAGCUGGUGGAGGACUGCGAGCGCCCUCUGCCCUGCCUGACUGAUCAGUCCAAAGCCACAGAAUUGGACAAGAAGAGAUGGAUGCUCCGCAGCCUUCUUCUGCAGGAACUGGCCAAACAGGCCAAGGAAGCCAAGCCCAAGGACAUGGUGGCCACAGUGGAGGGCUGGCUGUACCGUCUCAACUCUGUGCUCCCUGAGCCCCAGGUGAGCCUCCCAGAUGUGAUGAUCUGGCUGGUGGCCAAGGACCAGCGAGUGGCCUAUGCACAGGUGCCCGCCCACACUAUCCUCUUCUCCCAGGCCGGGCCCCUGCAGUCCGGCAGGUUCUGUGGGAAGACACAGACACUCCUCCUACAGUACCCAGAGGGUGAAGGACAGAAGGACAUACUCCCAGCCCACCUCCGGGUCUGCAUGUGGCUUGGCAACGUGGAAGAUAGUAAAGAUCUUGUGCUGCUCCGCCAUGGCAGUAUGGUCGUGUACACAGAGACGUAUGAGAACCAGGCCAAGUACAAAGACCAGUGGGGGCUACAGGGGCUCCACCGCUGCCCCAACUUCUCAGACGUCACAGGACGCACGGCCCUCCCCAAGGAGGAUUUUAAGGUGCCUCCAGGAUGGCACUGGCAGGGGAAGUGGAUAGUGGAGCCUCAGAGGAGACUCCUCCUGGACAUAGACAUCAACAAGAGUCAAGUGCUGGAGGAGGUGUAUGAGAACCAGGCACGUGAUAUCACAGGAGCCUGGGUACCGGCACCCAUCCCAAACACAGAUGUGGAUGGAAACUCCAUGGAUCCGCGGGAGAAUAUGAAGUGUCCCCGAGGCUGGUACAUUCAGAAGAACUGGGCUGUGGAGCUGAACCAUGCAGUGGACAAUGAGGGCUGGGAGUACGGAGUGGGGCUUCCGCCCUUAGGCCUGCCACAGGCCUGGAACUCUGUGGAGAAGACCUACUACUCGGUGCGGCGGCGGCGCUGGGUGCGCAUGCGCUACCGGAGCCCCCAGAAGUUGACCCAUGAGCAGGAGACCCUUUCCUUCCUGCAACUGGAGGAUGAGGGCUGGGAGUAUGGCACCUUCGGCUCCAAGUUCCAUCUGAACCCUCAGCCCACCAGCCAGUUCCGCCGACGCUGCUGGCACCGCAGGCUGGCCCCCAACAAAGAUAGGGGCAUUGCACCCAUAUUUCUUCUUGAGGGAUCCCUGGUAAAGCCUCCCUUGGGUGGAGCCUGUGAGAGGAAGGGGUUGAUCUGGGCCUGGGUUGGAGGAGAUAGGAAAAGCACCCAAGAGCCUCAGAGGUGACCCUCUUAGGCACUGAGCAUGAAUCAGACUCAACAAGCUAAGGAAAAGGAAAAGGCAGAGGAGACCAGAACAUCCUUAUGGGGAAUGAGCCAAAUGUUCUCCAACAUCUGGAGACCAACCCCAGAGAAUACCCAACCACCGGACAUGCCCUUCAUCUACUGCAUCUUCAACAAGCCUAACUACUACCAGCUCUUCUGCUACAUCUACCAGGCCCGAAACCUGGGGCACAACCAGAUCCAGACAUUCCAGGAGCCUUUCAUUCGAGCGAUCUUCUUGAACCAUAGCCAGUGUACCCAGACCCUGAGUAGCUCUGCAGCCCCCACGUGGGCCCAGACGCUGCUCUUCAUGCACGUCCUUCUGUAUGAGAACCCCCAGGACACCAAAGACAGCCCACCGCUCAUGGUGCUGGAACUGUGGCAGCAGGACUCCCAGGGCAAAGAGAGCUUGUGGGGAAGAAGCAUGUGGUCCCCAGUGGUCUGGCUGGAUCUCCAAGACAGGACCCUGCCCCCCAUGAGGUGGCAUCCCCUUGUGAAAGGGACAGGGGAGGAAGAGGGCGAGAUCUUGGCAUCCUGCGAGCUGAUCCUCGAGACCCAGAGUGUUAGAGAGAAGAAGCCACCGAUCUUAAAUGUUCCCUGGAAGGAUAAGACCUAUUUGCUCCCCAAGGACAUCCAGCCCACGCUGAAGAAGAUGGCUGUUGAGGUCCUAGUUUGGGGCCUUCGGAACUUGAAGAAUGUGCAUUCCCCCUAUCUUUUGGUGGAAUGUGGGGAACAGUCCCUGAGGACAGAACCCAUCAAGGACUUCCAGACCAACCCCAACUUCCCCCAGUCUGCCCUCUUCUUCACGCUGUUUAUGCCUACAGAGGAGGCCUACUCACUGCCCCUUGUGGUGAAGGUGGUGGACACCCAGGACUUCGGCCAGCAGACCGUGGUGGGUCAGGCCAACAUCAACUUCCUACAGCCAUAUUUCUGUGACCCCUGGGCUGACAACUACGUGCCCCCAAGAAUUCCAACGUUGUCCAGGAAGAAGCACCAGGAGCUCCUAGAUUACCUCUAUGAAAAGUUAUGGCUCAAGUACAAGAAAGACGAGGAUGACUAUGACCACGAAGUGGAUUGGUGGAGCAAGCUGUUCUGGGCCACAGGAGAGACUCAAAAAUCCUUAAAGUACAAGGACAAAGACUACCAUACCCUAAAGGUGUAUGACUGUGAGUUGGAGGCAGUGCCAGAUUUCAAAGGCCUGCAGGACUUCUGCCAGACUUUCAAACUCUACAACGAGCAGCCUGUGCUGGACAGCCCAGUGGUGGGAGAAUUCAAGGGCCUGUUCCGCAUCUAUCCAUUUCCUGAGGAUCCUAAAGCUAUCAAGCCCCCCCGCCAGUUCUUGGUUUGGUCUGAGAGAGAAGGUUUCCCUCAGGAAUGCUUGGUGCGGGUGUAUGUGGUACGAGCAUUCAGUCUGCAGCCCCAGGACUACAAUGGUCUGUGUGACCCUUAUGUGAUCCUGAAACUGGGACAGAAGCGACUUGGCAACCGAGACACAUAUCAGCCAAACACUCUGGACCCCAUCUUUGGCAUGAUGUUUGAAUUGAACUGCAACAUCCCACUGGAGAAAGACCUAGAGAUCCAGCUCUAUGACUUUGACCUGUUUUCACCUGAUGAUAAGAUUGGAUCCACGGCCAUUGACCUUGAAAACCGACUCCUGUCUGGCUUUGGAGCUCGUUGUGGUCUCUCCAAAUCCUAUUGCCAAUCGGGGCCCUUUAGGUGGCGGGAUCAGCUGCCUCCAAGUUACCUUCUGGAACGCCAUGCCAAGCUGAAAGGGCUGCCUCCACCGCUGUUCAAUACUGAGGAUGACUCUGUUUUUUACAAUGGAAAAAAAUUCAAGCUGCAAAGCUUUGAGCCCAAGCACCCUACUGCUGAGGACCUGGGAUCCAAGAAGGAACGCCUUGCACUCUACCUGCUGCACACCCAAGGGCUGGUGCCUGAGCACCUGGAGACCCGCACGCUGUACAGCGACAGCCAGCCAGGCAUCGACCAGGGAAAGUUACAAAUGUGGGUGGAUAUCUUCCCCAAGAAGCUUGGGCCUCCUGGUGCUCAAGUCAACAUCAGCCUCAGAAAGCCAAAAAGCAAAGCCUCAGAGCACAGUGGCUGCAGGUAUGAGCUGCGCUGCAUCAUCUGGCAAGUUAGCAACGUGGAUCUGCAGGACAACAAUUUUACCGGUGAUAAGACCAGCGACAUCUACAUUAAAGGGUGGUUACUUGGGCUAGAGAAGGACAUGCAGAAGACAGAUAUCCACUAUGAAUCCUUCACUGGGAAGGCCUACUUCAACUGGCGGUUCAUCUUCACCAUGGACUAUCUGGCUGCAGAACACAUGUGUGUCCAGAGCCAGAAGGAAUACAUAUGGAGCCUGGAUUCCACAUCGAUGAAGUUCCCACCCCGGCUCAUCAUCCAGGUCUGGGAUAAUGACACCUUAUCUACUGACGACUUCCUAGGGGUCUUGGAUAUGGAUUUGUCUGAUAUGCCUUUCCCUGCCCGGAGGGCCUGGAACUGCUCCAUCAAGAUGAUGGACACAGAGUCCAAGUGGCCCCAUUUCCAACAACACAAGCACAUCUCCCUCUUUAAGAAGAAGAUUGUAACUGGCUGGUGGCCUUGCCAGGUCCUCAAGAAUGGAAACUGGAGCUUGUCGGGUAAAGUGAACAUGACUUUGGAGAUACUGACAGAGAAUGAAGCCUUGCUCAAGCCAGCCGGGCGGGGCCAGUCAGAACCUAAUCAAUACCCUACACUGCAACCCCCCAUACGCAUCCACACUACCCUCAGAUUGCUGCGGUUUCCUCUGCAAAACCUGUGCCAAUACAUCUGGAAAUACAACCGCUACAGAAUCCUUACUGUCUUUGCCAUACUGAUGCUACUGUUAAUGCUGUUCAACUUUAUCUACUCUACUCCGAACUAUCUGGCCUUGAGCUUGGUUAAACCUAGCAUCCGGGUAGUUAGUCACAAUUAA
Molecule: messenger RNA, 6126 nt
Organism: Chrysochloris asiatica (Cape golden mole)
Lineage: Eukaryota; Metazoa; Chordata; Mammalia; Afrosoricida; Chrysochloridae
Gene: FER1L5
Product: fer-1-like 5 (C. elegans)
Exons: 52
Biological process (GO): T-tubule organization; monocyte activation involved in immune response; negative regulation of phagocytosis
Cellular component (GO): cytoplasmic vesicle; T-tubule; membrane
Molecular function (GO): calcium ion binding; calcium-dependent phospholipid binding
Source: RefSeq, a predicted model, not a curated record